Molecule: messenger RNA, 2127 nt
Organism: Myripristis murdjan (pinecone soldierfish)
Lineage: Eukaryota; Metazoa; Chordata; Actinopteri; Holocentriformes; Holocentridae
Gene: dpysl3
Product: dihydropyrimidinase like 3
Exons: 14
Coding region: 19-2067 (682 amino acids)
Biological process (GO): actin crosslink formation
Cellular component (GO): cytosol; cytoplasm
Molecular function (GO): hydrolase activity, acting on carbon-nitrogen (but not peptide) bonds, in cyclic amides
Source: RefSeq, a predicted model, not a curated record
CUCUAGCGGGGCUCCACCAUGGCAGAGCGCAGGGGAAACUGGGACAAGGCAGAGGAUGACUUGCCGGUUUAUCUUGCUCGACCCGGCACGGCCGACCAGGUGCCCCGGCAGAAACACGGCGGCUUGUUCUGUAGCGUCGAGGGCGCAUACGAGAGUAAAACCAUAGACUUUGAUGCCCUGAGCGUCGGGCAGAGGGGCUCCCGCACCCCGAGGACCACCAAGCGGGACACCGGCCUAGAGGCGAGGAGCCCCGCAAGUGACUGCAAGAGCUCAUCCCCGCGUCUGGAACGUCCUGCAGCGAGCAGGGACUCAGCCCGCGUUGAGAUCCGAGCUGCCGCUGGUAAGGAAGUCCUGCAGAACCUGCCAGAUGAAAAGAGCGACAGGCUUCUGAUCAAAGGCGGGAGGAUUGUGAACGAUGACCAGUCCUUCUGUGCAGAUAUCUACAUGGAGGAUGGCCUCAUUAAGCAGAUUGGAGACAACCUGAUCGUACCCGGUGGGGUGAAAACCAUUGAAGCCAAUGGUAAAAUGGUGAUCCCCGGUGGGAUUGACAUCCAUACCCACUUCCAGAUGCCCUACCGUGGAACCACCACCGUGGACGACUUCACCCAGGGCUCAAAGGCUGCUCUCGCUGGGGGGACAACCAUGAUCGUGGACCAUGUGAUCCCAGAGCCAGGUAGCAGCCUGAUUGAGGCGUACGACCAGUGGAGGCAGUGGGCCGACGAGAAGGCCUGCUGCGACUACUCCCUCCAUGUGGACGUCACCCACUGGAACGACAGCGUAAAGCAGGAGGUGAACACCCUCAUCAAGGACAAAGGUGUCAACUCGUUCCAGGUCUACAUGGCUUACAAGGACUACUACCAGAUGAGCAACAGCGAGCUCUAUGAGAUCUUCACCUUCCUGGCGGAGAACGGAGGCAUCGCUCAGGUCCAUGCUGAGAACGGAGAGAUCAUUGCUGAGGAGCAGGCCCGCAUGCUGCAGAUGGGUAUCACUGGACCAGAGGGACAUGUACUGAGCCGGCCAGAGGAGCUGGAGGCCGAGGCCGUGUUUCGUGCCAUCACCAUCGCCAGCCAGACCAACUGUCCGCUCUACGUGACCCGAGUCAUGAGCAAGAGCGCUGCCGACAUCAUCUCACAGGCCAGGAAGAAAGGGAAUGUUGUGUUUGGGGAGCCAAUCACGGCCAGCCUUGGGACUGACGGGACGCACUAUUGGAGCAAGAACUGGGCCAAGGCGGCUUCUUUUGUAACAUCACCGCCUCUCAGUCCUGAUCCCACCACCCCAGACUAUCUGAACACACUGCUGGCCAGUGGAGACCUGAAUGUGACUGGCAGCGCUCACUGUACCUUCAGCGUGGCCCAGAAGGCCAUAGGCAAGGAUGAUUUCACCCAGAUUCCUGAGGGUGUUAAUGGGGUGGAGGAGCGGAUGGCCCUAAUCUGGGAUAAGGCUGUGACUUCAGGGAAGAUGGAUGAGAACAUGUUUGUGGCCGUCACCAGCACCAACGCAGCUAAGAUCCUGAACCUGUACCCACGUAAGGGUCGGAUCGCUGUGGGCUCUGAUGCCGACUUGGUCAUCUGGGACUCUGACUCUGUUCACACCAUCACUGCCAAGACACACAACUCGGCUGCUGAGUACAACGUGUUUGAGGGCAUGGAGCUUCGCGGCGCCCCUCUUGUGGUGAUCUGCCAGGGGAAGAUUGUUCUGGAAGACGGGACCAUGCACGCCACAUCUGGCGUGGGUCGCUUCAUCCCCUGUUCCCCCUUCCCUGACUUUGCCUACAAGCGUGUUAAGGCCAGGAAGCAGCUGGCGGUUCUGAGGGCAGUACCCAGGGGCAUGUAUGACGGCCCGGUGUCUGAAUUCUCCCCCAUGUCCCGCGGUGGCACGCCCUCAGCCUCGGCACGCACCUCUCCAACCAAACAGCCCGUCAGAAACCUGCACCAGUCUGGAUUUAGUCUAGCAGGUAACCCUGCACCACGCGGUCCCCCCACCCCAGAUGACAUCCCCAUCAGGCCUGCUGGCCGGCGCAUCGUAGUGCCCCCUGGUGGCCGCUCCAACAUCACAUCCCUCAGUUAAAGAGCAGCACGAGGAGGGGAUGCACACAGAACACGGCAGCAGCCAGUGUGGGAGGAGGGA